Messenger RNA from Vicia faba (fava bean), 1071 nucleotides. Lineage: Eukaryota; Viridiplantae; Streptophyta; Magnoliopsida; Fabales; Fabaceae. The record is from the annotation of a GenBank genome assembly.
AUGUCUGCUUCUUCACCCACCGAUUCAAACCCUCCUUCCGCCGUUCCUCUUCCACUUUCCCUACCUGCACCACCACCACCACCAACCACCUCCCGUCGUCUUCCUCCACCCUGCUGGACACCGGAGGAAACCUCCGCCCUAAUCGACGCUUACCGUGAUAAAUGGUACUCUCUCGGCCGAACGAAUCUCAAAGCCAUCCAUUGGCAGGAAGUCGCCGACGCUGUCACCGCUUGUUGCCCUAACGCUUCGCCGACGAGCAAAACCGCCGUUCAGUGCCGUCACAAAAUGGAGAAACUGAGAAAACGUUACCGAUCUGAGAUUCAACGGCUCAGAUCUCUUCCGAUUCCGAGAUCUCGUUCGUCUUCUUCUUGGGCUCAUUUCAAAUCCAUGGAUUCCAUGGAAAAAGGUCCUUCUCCUCCUUCUCCACCUUCUCCACUUUCUCCACCGCCCAAACUUGAAAAUCAUAACCAUCUCAACCACCGUGAAACCCUAGUUGAUAACGAUGGUUUCGAUGACGACGAUCUUUACGAGGAACUCCGAAGCGGUUCUGGAAAUAAAUUCUACCGGAAUGGAUCUUCUGGUGGUGGAUUCCGGAUCCGGAUCCCAACUGGUGUGAGUGUUGCACAACCUGGAUCUAAAUUCUACGGCGGACACCAUCAGAAAAUGAACGUGAACAUGAACAGUCACCAGAUGGAAUCGGGUUCUCGCGGUUAUAUCAACGGUGGAACGAGGCUUGUGAAGGAGAAGAUUGGGUUGGGGAAGAGAGAGAGGGAGAGAGAUGUAGAGAGAGAAAGAGAAAGAGACCCUAUUGGUGAAAUGGUGAAUGCUAUUAAGGUUUUGAGAGAUGGGUUUGUGAGGAUGGAGCAGAUGAAGAUGGAGAUGGCUAGAGAGAUCGAAACGAUGCGAAUGGAGAUGGAGAUGAAGCGGACUGAAAUGAUUCUUGAGUCUCAGCAGAGAAUUGUUGAAGCAUUUGCCAAGGCGGUUUCUGAGAAGAACAAGAAGAGAAAACUUCAUAAGAGUAAUAGCAACAACAACAUUAACAACAACAUAGCUUCGCCUUCGGAAUCGUAG